UUACUCAUAUAAAUUUAUUUUUUAAUUUUUUAAUCCAAAAAUAUUCAUUAACAUCCAUAUUUUUAAGAGAGGAGACGAGAGGUUCCAAUUCAACCAACAAAUAAUGUGAAAAAAUCCAUUUUUCCUUUGCUAAGAUCUUCUUCCCACGCGCUCUAGGUGCGCGUGGGCUUUGAGCUCCACGUCCCGAGCUACACCGAUAAUGGAUCCUUUCAGUAUUUAGUCAUCACCGCCACCGCCAUUUUUCCUCAGCACUUUUUCCCUUCUUCAAAGUUCAACCUUUUCCCUUUUUACAAACUCAUCCCUUUUUCUUUCCAUCCACUCUCAACCAUGGCCGAUAACAACCCCCGCCGUAAAUCCAAAAUGAAGCCUUCAGCAACCACCACCACCACCACCACCACAACCACCACCAGCGACGACGGCCCUCACGACGGCGACUUCCCUGACGAGUACGAUGCCGAGGUUUGGGCCUCCUUUGACCAGACCUUCCGCCAAGUCCAAUCAGUGCUGGACAGAAACAGAACUCUGAUUCAACAAGUGAAUGAAAAUCACCAAUCUCGAAUUCCAAGCAACAUGGUUGACAACGUUGCUUUAAUCCAAGAACUCAAUGGAAACAUCUCAAAAGUUGUUUCCAUGUACUCUGAUUUUUCCUCUGAUUUCUCCUCUGCUUUCAGUAACCACAAACCCAGAAAUGGUAAAAGAGGAAGCAACAACCCAAAUGCUUGAAGAAUUCAAGCCAUAACAACAAAAACAAACUUACCCAUUUCCCCAUUUUCCCCAUUUUCAACUCCAGACUACCAUUGUUUUCUCUCUGUUUCAUCAUUAUCAGAAUCAUCAGUAUCGACAGAAUCAGCAUCAGCAUUGGUUAGAAUAAAAGGUGGGUUAGUAGGUUGUGUGGAAAUGCGAGAGAUUGAAGAACUUCUCGCAGGUGUAUGCUUGUGGGUGUGUGUGUGUGCUCUUUUCCCUCUCUAUUUAAAAUAUCUUUCCUAAUGUAACAGUUAAUGCAUGCUUCCAUCAUUAUCAUCAUCAUGAAUCAUCAAACCAUGGCUGUCAGAGUU
Messenger RNA from Benincasa hispida (wax gourd), 1055 nucleotides. The record is from RefSeq and is a predicted model, not a curated record. NCBI's taxonomy places the organism in Eukaryota, Viridiplantae, Streptophyta, Magnoliopsida, Cucurbitales, Cucurbitaceae.